CUAGACAAAGAAGAAGCAAUAUUAGUAGUUGAUUACAAGAUGAAAAUACUUCCUAAAAGUACUAGAGAGACAAAACAAGAAUUUUUUGGAAAAAAAGGAUGGAUCUUGCACACUGUUUUAGUAUAUACUUAUCCAUCAGAUAGUGGUCAGUUACAAGUAACUGCGUAUGAUUAUUGGUCAGCCGAUAUGCAUCAAGACGCAUGGUUUACAGCUUCUUCAUUACAUACUAUA
Racocetra persica is the source of this 231-nucleotide messenger RNA. Lineage: Eukaryota; Fungi; Glomeromycota; Glomeromycetes; Diversisporales; Gigasporaceae. The record is from the annotation of a GenBank genome assembly.